[Torrubiella] hemipterigena is the source of this 1639-nucleotide messenger RNA. Lineage: Eukaryota; Fungi; Ascomycota; Sordariomycetes; Hypocreales; Clavicipitaceae. The record is from the annotation of a GenBank genome assembly.
CAGGAAUCAAUAUCUUACUAAGACCAAUAUUGCUUUGACGUUUUAUUCGGUCCGAGCAGCGUUCGACUUGUUUUAUAACAAAGUGGUCGUGUGCUCAAUUGCUUUGUGUAUAUAUUGAAUCGUGCCCUCGAGAUUGAUAUUAUUCUUCCACUUCUACCGAUCAUAUUAUUAUUCAUUAAGCUAUUAGAAAUUCUGGACUUACGAUGCAAUAUACUGCCUUGAAGUGCGUGAUUUACACGCUACUCACGUCGGCCGCCCAGGCCAAUGUCAUAGCUAAACCACCUGCCAAACAUCUAGGAAGCCGUGGCGAUGUUGGCGAAAUUGUCUCUUGCGUCAUGCAAACAGGCAGUGAUCAGGCAACUUUGGCAGUCCAUGAUGUCGCUGGUAACUGGCGCUGGUCAUGGACGGGCCAGAAUGCGACACAACAGGGUAUUCCACAAGACUUGCAAAAAUGCAUCAACGACAACUCGUUCUGGUUUCAGGAUGCCAAGUGGAUCAGACAAGGCGAGGCCAUCGUCACCAUCUACCACCAUGCCGCCCUCAUGAUUAAUCAUCUACCUGGCCACCCUGAUGAUGGAAAAAUUGUCUGGGGCACUUGUAUUAACCGUGACAACAUGGGCUCCAGCCACACUCUGGAGAUACUCCCGGCGCACCAUAUUGCCAUUGCCACCACCUCCGGUAGCGCGACUAGCAACAUCCAAAUCUUCAAGACCGACACUAGCAACCCUCUCGAUCCAUAUGCCAAACCUGUUCAGAGUCUGAAUGGCAUCGCUGUCAGCCAUGGCCUUCUCUGGGACCGCACUGAUACCCAACUCUGGGCCGUCGGCAACAACAUUAACCCAGAGCGGAAAGAUUCCAACUAUGUCGACUCGGCUCCAACUCUAGCGAAAUGGAGAUGGGACGAUAAGAAGCAGCUUUUCGGAUCAUCUGAGCCUACCAAAACAUAUCGCAUCAGCCAGCCAAGAGCUUUGACAGAGGAGUGGUGGCCAGUGAGCGGAAGUUACUGGUGGGAUGGCGCGCACGACAUCACGGGCGUACCCAAUCAACGAAAACUCUUGAUUGCUGUCGACGCGGAUCUUCACUCCUUUGAUAUUACCACAGAGAAGUUCGAAACUGGAGACUCUGUGGCCAACAAGUACUUUGGUGGCUUCCGACCCAAUGGUGAUCGCCAGAACAUCCCACGCUCCGAUGUCAAGGGCAUCAGUCUCGACGCUAAUGGGAAUGUGGUCUAUACCCAGGCUUCAUGGAAGAGUGGACUUGGGUAUCAAUACACAGUUUUAUCUGGAGGUCAAUUUUAUACGACUGUCCGUUUCCACGGUGGGAAUGCGGCGAUAUACAAAGCGCGCUUCUUUUCCGACGUUCCAGGGUGGCCGAAGGCCCGUACUUAGUGCAGCUGACUGGAAGCAAGAUAGCGGGCGAGCGAUAUCCAGAUGGAAAAAGACAGGGCAUAUAUUUGUUUCAUAAUCAGUGACAAUUUGUUUAAUCUAAAUAGAUCUUAUGAUUUAUUUCCAUUCGUGGGCUUCUUACACUCCAAAAUGAACAUAAGGAACCUAAUAAGCAGGAGGGCUGGUCUCCUGUUCUUCGUCGCUCUCAUCAACACAUGCGACUAGCGUUACAUCUCGUGCUAGUCUGCUCAAUU